Messenger RNA from Salarias fasciatus (jewelled blenny), 2384 nucleotides. RefSeq names its product probable G-protein coupled receptor 149. Gene Ontology annotation, molecular function: neuropeptide binding; G protein-coupled receptor activity. Gene Ontology annotation, biological process: neuropeptide signaling pathway. Gene Ontology annotation, cellular component: neuron projection; plasma membrane. The record is from RefSeq and is a predicted model, not a curated record. Lineage: Eukaryota; Metazoa; Chordata; Actinopteri; Blenniiformes; Blenniidae.
CGGUAAACUUUACGAGCCAGCGGGUCACACUGGACCAAUUAAAAGUGGGGGAAAGAUAUCAAUCUACACGGGUGAAAAUGUCCACGACGCGCCAGCACAGCUCCGCGGCGCCGAACCAGAGCCACCUUUCCGCGGAAACCUACGGCGCGACGGACCCCUCCGGGAGACAGACGCGCCUCGUGCUUUUCGGUCUGUGCCUGGCCAUAGCCGCCGUCACUUUGGUCGGAGGUGUGUACUCGCUGCUCUCCCGCCUCCGGAUGAGGAAGAAGACCUCCCUGUGUGUGAUCGUGGCUUCCAUGUCGGUGGACGACCUGCUCAGCGUGGUGCCCCUCUGCCUCUUCAUGCUCCUGCAGUGGGAGACCGACGGGGGCGAAGGGUCGGGCAGCCUGUGCACUUUGUCCGGACUUCUCUACGUUUUCCAAGGCGUUUCCAGCAAUAUGAAGGCUUGUCUCAUCGCAGCCUACACUUUUUAUGUCACCAAGAGGUUCGGGGUGCUCCGGUCCGCGCGCCGGCCGCUCGGGGUGAUGUGGGCCGUGGCGGGCGUGUGGGCGGUCAGCCUGGCCGUCAGCGUGCUGCCUCUGUGCGGAUGGGGCAGCUUCGCCCCGGUGUCUCUGGGCUGUUUCCCGGAGAGCGACAGUUUUUACACCCUCCUGCUCUUCUCCUUGUACUCGCUGUGCUUCUGCGGCUUGCUGUUCUUCUUCGUCCCGCUCACCUACCAGCUGCUGUGCUCCACGGAGCCCCAGAGGACCCUGCUGUGCCCCGGGUACAUGGACAUGGCGCGGGGGCUGAGCGGCUCCGCCGGCCUCUGCGAUCUCCAGUCCUUCUCGGACAGCCUAAACAAAAGUUUCGGUGCGUACAACGAGCUGAGCCCCAGUUCGUGCGGGACGGAGCUCCGGGAGAGGGAGGACGGCGGUCUGUCCCCGGGGUCAGCCCGGGGGAAGAGGGCGGCUGCUGUCGGGGACACUCCGGUGGGGUUUGCGCAGAAGCGCUUCUCCAUGAUCUUGGCUGUUGUCAGAGUUAUUCUGUGGAUGCCAAUGAUGACUUCGGUGUUGGUGCGCCAUGCGGUGAACGCACGCAGCUCUUCCCUGGAGACCCUGAGCUUCUUUCUCACUCUGCUUGCCCCUGUGGUCACUCCGCUAUUCGUGCUGUCGGAGCGCUGGAUCCACAUGCCGUGUGGCUGCUUCAUUAACUGCAAACAGGAUCCACCACAGGAGCCCUCAGCGAUGAAAAGAAGAUUUGAGUUCAACCUUUCCCUCCAACAAGGCUAUGGGGUGUACAAGUUGUCACAUGCCACCAUGUCUCACAGCAGCUCUACUAAUGAGAAGUCUGCUUAUCACAGCCUUUUUAACUGUGACUUCCCAAAUGCACGCCUUGAUGCACUGGAAAGCGGUGGCCUCUCAAGCCUUGGGCCCAAUUUCGAUUUCAGCACCACAUGUGCGGUGGACAGCUCCUCUCAUGCAGACCUUCUUUUGGAAGCGGUGGCAGGUGGCGGCGAAGCGCUGGCUGAGUGCCCUCCACUUCCCCACGAGAUCGCCAGAGAUGAUGAGGAUUUCCGCUGCGUCCCCUCGCUGCCCCACCACCGGGAACAGGAUCACAAUCUUAUUGACACAUCGUCUGUGUUCGAGGGAGCGGAGAGGAGGCUGUCGCAUGAGGAGUGUCGGAAAAUUGAGCUGACAGACUGGGAAUGGUGCAGGAGUAAAUCGGAGAGAACACCCAGACAGAGGUCGUCGGGCGGCCUGUCAAUCCCUCUGUGUGCCUUUCAAGGCACGGUGUCUCUGCAAGCUCCCACAGGGAAGACGCUGUCUCUCUCCACCUAUGAGGUUAGCAGUGACGGGCUCAAAAUAUCCCCAAACAACGCCAAGAAGGUUGAAGUAUAUCGCUCCAAGUCGGUUGGCCAUGAGCCUAGUGCAGACGAUCCAGCAUCAGGCGGCCAAGCCGGAGACGUGAAUGUCAGCCGCGUAGGGAUGGGGAUGGAGAUUGGCAUGGGCAUGGGGAUGGGGAUUGGAGGCGGCGUCGGGGAUACCAAUGUCAAGAUCCACCUGGAGGUUCUGGAGAUCUGCGACAACGAGGAGGCAAUGGACAGUGUCUCCAUCAUCUCCAACAUCAGCCAGUCCUCCACCCACGCCCGCUCGCCGUCGCUGCGCUACUCCAGAAGGGAGAACCGUUUUGUCUCCUGCGACCUGGGCGAGACGGCCUCCUACUCUCUGCUCAUUCCCAACAGUGGCAACACAGAGGUAGAGACCAUCAAUAUCACGAUACCGGACACUGUGGAAGCCCACCGGCAGAACAGCCGGCGACAGACGCAGGAGAGCUCGGGGUAUCAGGAGGAGAUCCAGCUACUCAAUGAAGCCUACAGAAAGCAAGCUGGGGAGAGAGACGAGUGA